Messenger RNA from Cantharellus anzutake, 2133 nucleotides. RefSeq lists its product as uncharacterized. The transcript has 20 exons. Gene Ontology annotation, cellular component: cytoplasm. Lineage: Eukaryota; Fungi; Basidiomycota; Agaricomycetes; Cantharellales; Hydnaceae. Gene Ontology annotation, biological process: NAD+ biosynthetic process. Bases 1 to 2133 code for a protein of 710 amino acids. Gene Ontology annotation, molecular function: NAD+ synthase (glutamine-hydrolyzing) activity; glutaminase activity; ATP binding. The record is from RefSeq and is a predicted model, not a curated record.
AUGGGUCAUCUCAUCACUGUCGCAACAAGCGCACUAAACCAAUGGGCUUUGGAUUUCGGGGGGAACAGGGAUCGCAUUCUAGAAAGCAUACGUAUUUCAAAAGGGCGUGGGGCGACGCUUAGAGUCGGCCCGGAGCUCGAAAUACCGGGAUAUGGGUGUCUUGACCACUUCUUAGAAGGUGAUACCACAGACCACUCAUGGGAAAUUUUGGGAGAAAUUCUCCAGAAUGAAUGCGUUCAAGGAAUAGUAUGCGACCUUGGAAUGCCAGUAAUCCACAAAAGUGUAACUUACAACUGCCGAGUUAUUAUUCGGGGGUCCAAAAUCCUCCUAAUUCGCCCAAAGAUGUGGCUAGCCAAUGACGGUAAUUAUAGGGAGUUGCGCUAUUUUUCCCCGUGGCACAAGCAUCGGCAAGUCGAGGAUUUCUAUCUCCCAGAAUUCAUUCGCGAAAUAACAGGCCAGAUUACCGUCCCUAUUGGAGAUGCCGUUAUCAGUACAUUUGAUACAUGUAUUGGUGUGGAGCUAUGCGAAGAGUUAUUCACACCUGCGAGUCCACAUACAUUAAUGGGGCUAGAUGGGGUGGAAAUAUUCACUAAUUCGAGCGGGAGUCACCACGAGCUACGUAAGCUGCACGCACGCGUGGACCUCAUCAAAGAAGCGACAGCGAAACUCGGCGGAGUAUACCUUUACGCGAAUCAACAAGGGUGUGAUGGAGAUCGCCUGUAUUACGAUGGCUCUGCUCUCAUUGCCGUGAACGGACGCAUCAUCGCGCAAGGGUCGCAAUUCUCCCUCCACGAUGUGGAAGUUGUUUCCGCCACUAUUGAUGUUCACGACGUGCGAUCCUACCGCGGCCGCAGCAGCAGAAAUAUGCAAGCAGCAUCUUCCGCGGCAUAUCCCAGAAUUGAGGUUGAUGCGUCGUUAUCGCCGGGUGUCCCUAAGGUGCUCCCUGACGUGAAGGCUGCCCGCGAGUUCCAAGUUCGAUUCCACACUCCCGAGCAAGAAAUAGCUCUUGGUCCUGCAUGCUGGCUAUGGGACUAUUUACGAAGGUCCCGCACUUCGGGAUAUUUCGUUCCAUUGAGUGGCGGCAUCGAUAGCUGUGCAACCGCCGUCAUUGUUUAUUCUAUGUGCCGCCUCGUAACUCAAGCGGCCUCUGAAGGGCGCGAGCAAGUGAUCGAGGACGCACGGCGAAUAGUUGGUGAGAAACCAAAUUCAUCCUAUGUUCCGAUUGAUCCACGGGAGUUCUGCGGGAGGAUAUUUCACACCUGUUACAUGGGAACCGAAAACUCCAGUGCUGAAACAAGGGACCGGGCCAAGAAUCUUUCAGGGGCCAUCGGAAGUUAUCAUAUUGAUCUGAACAUGGACACACUCGUUACGGCCGUGCGAAACUUAUUUUCUCUUGUCACAGGUGUCAAACCAAGAUUCCGUGUGCAUGGUGGAUCCGACGCGGAGAACCUCGCACUCCAAAAUAUCCAGGCCCGCCUGCGGAUGGUGCUAGCUUACCUGUUUGCGCAGCUGCUUCCCUGGGUCAGGGGCGGAGUUGGCGGGCUCCUUGUAUUAGGCAGUGCAAAUGUUGAUGAAAGUAUACGCGGCUAUUUCACCAAAUAUGACUGCUCUUCCGCCGACAUCAAUCCGAUCGGUGGGAUCAGCAAAACAGACCUCAAAAAGUUCAUUGCCUAUGCUAAAGAUGCAUUUAAUCUUCCUGGUUUGCAAGAUUUCAUGGAUGCAGUUCCCACGGCAGAGCUUGAGCCUAUCACACAGACAUAUGUUCAGGCUGAUGAGGCCGACAUGGGCAUGACUUACGAUGAACUUUCCAUAUUUGGCCGCCUCCGCAAAGUCGAGCGAUGUGGCCCAUACAGCAUGUUCACCAAGCUUCUCAAUGAAUGGGCGGGCAUGUGGUCUCCGGCGCAGAUUGCGGAUAAAGUGAAGCGUUUCUUCUUCGAGUACGCGCGAAACAGACACAAGAUGACAACCAUCACGCCAUCAUAUCACGCAGAGACCUAUAGUCCUGACGACAAUAGAUAUGAUCUCCGCCCAUUCCUUUACCCAGCUCGCUUCCCCCACCAGUUUGCGAAGAUUGAUGAAGUUGCUGACCGAUUCGAGCACUCAGAGCUCUAUCAAAAAGCAGACCCAGCGUAA